Messenger RNA from Ogataea philodendri, 1509 nucleotides. RefSeq lists its product as uncharacterized. Gene Ontology annotation, biological process: alanyl-tRNA aminoacylation; regulation of translational fidelity. The transcript is spliced from 2 exons. The record is from RefSeq and is a predicted model, not a curated record. NCBI's taxonomy places the organism in Eukaryota, Fungi, Ascomycota, Pichiomycetes, Pichiales, Pichiaceae. The coding region runs from base 1 to 1509 and encodes 502 amino acids. Gene Ontology annotation, molecular function: ATP binding; Ser-tRNA(Ala) deacylase activity; alanine-tRNA ligase activity.
AUGGUCCUCACUUUCGGUGUGUAUGUAGGGACGUCCACUGUGACGGGGCUUUUGGAGGCCGGUCUCAGCACGGUGGUCGAGUUAAAGAAGCUCGACUCGGAGUUCUUGGUGGCGGGAGAAGACAGAAUCUGCGAGUCGAUCAGCUGGGAGUUGCGGAACGUUUCAAGCUGCGACUGGUUCUGCUGGUGGACCUUGUUGAUCAGCGACAAGACGCCCUCGACCUCGAUGUCGCUCAAUGGGUCGUCGCCCUUGCUUUUGAAGAACUCGGACAGCGUUUUGUUUGGGUUUGCCUCGCUCAGCACCGACAAGUUCGAAACGUUCGAAACGUUCGACACGUUCGAGAAGUCUGCGGCCAUGUCCAUCAUCGGAGCGCUGGCGUGCCAAAAGGACUCGUAUUUAAGAUCGCUUGCGACAAAAGUUGUGUCGUGCAAUCAACAGGGGAACCGGUACCAGGUUGAGCUGGAGGAUACGGUGCUGUUUCCAGAGGGUGGCGGACAGCCUAGUGACACUGGCCGCAUUUUGGUGGGGGAACAGUCGUUGGACGUUGAAAGUGUGAUUCGGUCCGGACUGAAGGCGUUGCACAUUGUCGAUAAACCAUUGGAGCUUGGAACAACGGUCAAUUUGAACGUCAAUUGGGAAAAACGGUUUGACCACAUGCAGCAACACACCGGACAGCAUCUUUUGUCGGCGAUCUUGGACAAGCGCGAUCUGCCCACGCUUGGAUGGAACAUGGGAGAAAUGAUCAAUUACGUGGAACUGCCGCGGAAACUGACCGACUCGGAGAAAGUGGAGGUUGCCAACGAGGUCAACUCCAAGAUCACCGCUAAUCUGCCAAUUACCGUCGAGGUUCCGCCAGACAGAGAGGUCGACUCCGUCAAGGGAGUGAUGCGGAUCAUCCAUAUUGGCGAUCUGGAUGCCAAUGCGUGCUGCGGGACUCAUCUGAAGAGCGCUGGCCAGAUCAAGGGAAUCGUUUUGUUGAACCAGGUUUCUGGUAAAGGUUCCAAUAGCCGGCUGAAUUUCAUUGCUGGCGACCGGAUUUUCCGGUACACGGAGUCGUCGCACGAGAUCCUGCGGUCUUUGAGCUCUUCCACGAGCGUCCAGGCCGAACAGCUCGUUGACAAGGUGAACGCGCUGGUUGUUUCGUCCAAGAAGCUGCAGAGCAGAGAGUCUGCAUUGUUGAAGGAGCUGGCCACCAGGACGGCUGAGGAGCUCAAGCAGACGCUCAGUGAGGGCAAGACGGUUGUUUUCCACCGGCCAGACGUGGGGCUCGAUUUCCUCAACCAGAUGUUCAAGGAACUGAAGGACAGUCCGGGAACGGUUGUUCUUCUUUCUGGAGAGGGCAAGGACGGCGGAGCCGCGAUUGUUUUUGGCGAGAACACCACAGAGGUCAGCGCCAAGCUGAAGGAGCUGCUGACCGGCUUGAAGGGCGGCGGAAAGGGCAAGUUCCAAGGAAAAGUUGCUAGCUACGGCAAAGGCGAGCUGGAGAAGGUGAAACAGCAAUGGACAUAG